AUGGCCACCGAAGUUAUCCGCGAGACCAAAGUUCUCUUGACUCCUAACAACUACGCCCUCUGGUUAUUACCAAUGGAGGCAAGACUCUUCAGAUUAAAGCUGCUCGACAUCCUCGAAGGACAAGUUCAACCCGAUGAAAAAGAACAAGAAAAAUGGACUAAACUGAACAACGACGCUUAUGCUGAAAUCAUAGCGUACAUCGGUCAGGAAGUACUCGGAUUUGUUAGUUCUGCUCUACCUGCAACCCCUCGCUUCAAUGGCCGUGGUCUCUGGAAGCUGUUGAAAUCGCAAUAUGCCGGCGAUGAUCUAACCUCGCAAACUACAGCACUCGAUCAAUUUUUACAUCUUGGUUUCUCCUCCAUCGCCACUUUCAUCCCUGCCGUUCGAUCAGGGAAUCAAAAGAUAUCUAUGUCUGGUCUUGUCCUCGAUGACCGUGUCCAAACCAUCCUAAUGCUCAAGAAGCUACCGUCCGACUACCGCUUGUUCCGAGAUAUUGUCUCGAUGAACUACGGUACUGAGUCCUUCGAAUCUGUCAUCAAAAAGCUUGAAAGUUAUGUAGCUCAAAAUGACCUCGACAAGAAACCAUCGUCGACUUCCUUGACUCCGCCACAAUCGCUUCUCACUCGAUCGAACGAUCAAGCUGCAUCGAGCUCGACUCUCUGCGAUCAUUGCAAGAAACCCGGGCACCGCAUCAACAACUGCUGGGCUAAGUAUCCAGAGAAAGCCCCCAAGUCUCACUCAGCUCACAUGACGGUUCAAGACAACUUCAACCAACUCAAUGAUCCAACCGAUUUCUCUCGCUUCAGAACAGCCGACGGCAAACUACAUCACGUCGACGAAAUGAGGUUUGAAGGUGUCCAAUACUUCAAUACAUAG
Messenger RNA from Puccinia graminis f. sp. tritici CRL 75-36-700-3, 876 nucleotides. RefSeq lists its product as uncharacterized. The coding region runs from base 1 to 876 and encodes 291 amino acids. The record is from RefSeq and is a predicted model, not a curated record. NCBI's taxonomy places the organism in Eukaryota, Fungi, Basidiomycota, Pucciniomycetes, Pucciniales, Pucciniaceae. Gene Ontology annotation, biological process: phospholipid transport; mitochondrion organization. Gene Ontology annotation, cellular component: ERMES complex. The transcript has a single exon.